AUGAAGGCAAGAAGGCAAGUUUCAAGAUUGUAUCGAGAUAAUAACUUCCGAGUUUUCUUUCCGGAAGAGAUAAUGGCUACCGUUCCUUCAAACAUCCAAACCAGUUACCACACUCGUUCUAAUAGCUUUCCCUCUCGAUCACACCCUUUAACUUCAGAGGUUGAUGAGCAUUUGAGUAGAUUGGCAUCAUCCAAGUCAGCAUCUACUUCAUCAUCGUUAAACUACAAACUCGGCAGACUUCAAGAUUUGCAUGAUUGCAUUGACAAACUGAUUCAGCUGCCCUUCACUCGACAAAUAUUAUCCCAAGAGCAGAAGAGGGAAUGUGUUGAUGAGCUGUUUAAUGCAUCUCUCAGGCUUUUAGAUGUAUGCGCCGCAGUCAAGGAUGCCUUGUUGCAAGUAAAGGAAUGCACAAUAGAACUGCAAUCCGUCUUCCGCAGAAAGAGAGAUGCUACAAUAAUGAGGUCAGAAAAUACUUGA
Molecule: messenger RNA, 477 nt
Organism: Hibiscus syriacus
Lineage: Eukaryota; Viridiplantae; Streptophyta; Magnoliopsida; Malvales; Malvaceae
Exons: 1
Coding region: 1-477 (158 amino acids)
Biological process (GO): shoot system development; root development
Source: RefSeq, a predicted model, not a curated record